CAAACCCCCACACCCAACAUGCCAGAUCUCAACAUAGAAGACAUCCCAUACAGCGAUCUUUUGCAUGAAGAGAGACCAUACCGUUGCGCUGAGAUCGUGGGCCUCACAAAAGCUGAAAUUCCAAAGGAGAAGAUUGAGGAGCAGCGUCUUGUCAAGAGAAGGACAUUGGAGGGUAUCACUAACAAUUGGUGGAAGACAGCCUCCUACCGCUACAGCCCUUGUUCUGGAGUCCUCGGAUCCUUUCCAAACGCGAUAAGGACGAGCUCACCCGCAGUGUUCGCACAGGGAAGUACAACAACGCUGUGGAAGCUGCUGCUGCCUUCAAUCAUGGUCGCCAAAGGGAUCUUUCAGCGGAGACGGUAUGCUUGUUACUACUCAAAAGCGAAGCAAAGUGUGUUACACAGCAGAGGAAACCGUUUCUGUCGGCUGCGGCUCGGGAAAGGCAUUACCAAUGGGCAAAGGAGCACUUGCACUGGAGGAAGGAGGACUGGAUGCGGAUCAUCCACACCGACGAACCGAAAUUCCCGUGUUCUGGGCCAGGACAUGUUGCAAAGGUCUAUGUCUGGCCUGGGGAUCCUCCUAGGGAGAAUGAAUUCAUUCCUCGGAUGCAUUCUGGUGGUGGGAGUAUCUUCGUGUUUGGUGGAAAGUGCUGGUGGGGGGCCACAAAACACGCUCGUUCGCAGGUCCCAACGGUCGACAAGGUCGUGAUGCGUGACUUCGUUGAAGACUUUCUACUUCCCAAGCUUCAGGGGUUCAGAGAAGCCGACAUCAAUCUCACAAUCCAACAUGACAACGACGCCAAGUUUCACGCGCCGACUGCAGAGAAUCGUACGAACGGGAGGGAUACAGAGUCCUACCCUGGCCGGCAUACUCACCUGAUAUGAACCCCAUUGAGGACUUGUGGUGCCUGAUCUCCAAAUGCCUGGAAAAGCGAGCUGCGGUUGCAAAAGACCUCGAUGAACUAUGGAAGUAGACGUUGAAGGAAUGGG
Molecule: messenger RNA, 989 nt
Organism: Saitoella complicata NRRL Y-17804
Lineage: Eukaryota; Fungi; Ascomycota; Saitoellomycetes; Saitoellales; Saitoellaceae
Exons: 1
Source: RefSeq, a predicted model, not a curated record